AUGUCGUCAAUGAGAAAUGCCGUUCAACGAAGAAACCACAAGGAACGAUCGCAGCCCGAGGGGCGAGCACGAUUGGGUAUUCUGGAGAAGCGGAAAGACUACAAGUCCCGUGCGACAGACCAUAAACAAAAGAAAGCGCGACUCAAGAUCCUCAAGGAAAAAGCCAAGGACCGCAACCCCGAUGAGUUCUCCUUCGGCAUGAUGAGCAGCAAGGUCGACUCGCAAGGCCGCAAAGUCGCAGAUAGGGGCAACAAGGCAUUGAGCACUGAUGUGGUCAAGCUGUUGAAGACGCAGGAUGCGGGAUACAUACGCACGAUGCUGCAGAUGGUUAGGAAAGAGAGAGAAGAGCUAGAGCACAAGAUGGUCUUAGAAGACGAAGAAGUCAGGGUGUUGCGGGAUGGCGAAGGGGGCAGGAAAGCAAGGCAUAUCCUAUAUGUAGGGAACGUGGAGGAACAGAAGGAGUUUGAUAAAGAAGAGUGGUUUGGCACCGGCGGCGAGUGGCCGGAGAGAGCAUGGAAUCGUCCACGGAGAACGAAGGAUGCUAUACAGCGGGAUACCGACCGCGAGGAAGAGGAGGUGCGGCCGAAGAAGCUAUCAAAGAAACAACAUGAGGCUAUACACCUGGCGGAGAAGGAAGAACGGGCGGUCCUGAAGAAGAGAGAGCGGGCUCAACAAAGGGCAGCAGCACACUUAGAUGCUCUCAAGGUUCGCGAGCGCGAUCUUAUGGCCGCAGAGGAAGAAUUGGAGAGGCAGCGAGCGAAGAUAAACAACACCGUGGGCGGAACGAACAAGCAUGGCGUCAAGUUCAAGAUUCGGGAGAGGAAGCGAUGA
This is a messenger RNA of Trematosphaeria pertusa, 831 nucleotides long. Its product is annotated as U3 snoRNP-associated protein-like protein Utp11. Bases 1 to 831 code for a protein of 276 amino acids. Gene Ontology annotation, biological process: rRNA processing. Gene Ontology annotation, cellular component: nucleolus; small-subunit processome. NCBI's taxonomy places the organism in Eukaryota, Fungi, Ascomycota, Dothideomycetes, Pleosporales, Trematosphaeriaceae. The record is from RefSeq and is a predicted model, not a curated record. The transcript has 2 exons.